ACUCUGUCAGAGAGACAAGGAGAGGAGGAGUGUGUAGUGUGGAGUGUGUAGUGUGGAGUUGUGAGGAGAUCUGCUUUUUAACACUGCAGCUGUUUUUUUUUUCUAAUAAUAAUAAUAAUAAUAAUAAUAAUUUAUAUUGUGAACUCAGUUUAUGGUUUGAGAGACAGAGAGACAUUUAGAGAAGAGACUUGGUGGUGAAGUGUGUGUGUGUGUGUGCGCGCUACACCGAGCUCUCACCAGCAGGAGGGAGGUUCUAGGCUUGUUCUCGGGAAGGGCUGGAGCAGAGCGCCUGAUCCUCAGAUCGCAGCACAUGUCGGGUUCCUCAGACAGUCUGGUCGGAGUGAUGGACAGCUACACGGACCUGGGGCUCGGACAGGUGAGGAGCGGGGCGGAUGUGGCCCCUCUGUCCUGCCCCGGGCGGCCCUUCGGUGAGCCGCUGUGCGCCCUGUCGGCCCCGGAGCGCGCGGCCCAGCUCACCGGCAGCCCGGAGCGCGCGCAGGACUUCCUGAAGAUCGAACCGGGCCCGUGGGAGGACGUGACGGACGAGGCGUUCCAGCUCGGGGACACCGCGGACUUGGACGCGUGUAAGUUUGUUAAAGACGAGCGGGAGCCGGAGCUCAUCACCGCCCCGAGCCUCGACGUGCUGCACGUGCCCAGCUCGUCCUUCGGCCCGGUUCCGCCGACACUGAUGGACUCCGGAGCGGGACUCGAGCUGGACCUCCCGCGGCCGGGCGCGCUGGGCUUUGACUCCGCGGGGGUGUGUAAGACCGAGCUGUCCGGCUGGGAGUCUCCGCUCUGGUUCCCCGGGGAGGAGCGACACGGACAGCUCGGGUUCUCCCCCACGGAGAGCCUCCACAGCGCGCGCUUCAUCCAGCGCGCUCCCGCGGGCUUCAGCGCCUUCCAGGGCGUCCAUACGCAGAGAUCCUGUGUGAUAUGCGGAGAUGAGGCUUCAGGCUGCCACUACGGAGUCCUGACGUGUGGAAGCUGCAAGGUGUUCUUCAAGAGAGCUGUGGAAGGACACCAUAACUAUCUGUGCGCCGGGCGGAAUGACUGCAUUGUGGAUAAGAUCAGGAGAAAAAACUGCCCCGCGUGUCGCCUCAGAAAAUGCUACCAGGCCGGGAUGAUGCUCGGAGGUCGUAAGUUGAAGAGAUUCGGUGUUCUGAAGGCCAUGGGUCUAGGCCCACCCCUAAUGAUCCAGGGCCACAGUUUGGCCUCCAUGUCAUGUGUUCCUGGGAUCCAAGAGCUGCAGCUUUCACCUCAAUUUAUAAACAUCCUUGAGAACAUUGAACCCGAGAUGGUCUACUCUGGCUUCGAUAACUCCCAGCCUGCAGUGCCACAUCUGCUCCUGAACAGCCUGAACAGACUGUGUGAGGGACAGCUGCUGUGGAUCGUCCGCUGGUCCAAGGCUUUACCAGGGUUCCGCAAUCUACACAUCAAUGAUCAGAUGACCCUGAUCCAGUACUCCUGGAUGAACCUGCUGGUCUUCUCACUCGGCUGGAGAACCUUCCAGAACGUCUCCUCUGACUUCAUGUACUUUGCUCCUGACCUCAUCCUCAGUCAUGAUCACCUGAGGACGACGCCCAUCUUCGACCUGUGCCUGGCCAUGCAGGAGAUCCCGCAGGAGUUCGCCAGGCUGCAGGUCACCAGAGAGGAGUUUCUGUGCAUGAAGGCCAUAAUGUUGCUCAACACCGUUCCUUUAGAGGGUUUGAAGAGUCAGAACCAGUUUGAUGAGAUGAGACAGAACUACAUCCGAGAGCUGAGUAAAGUCGUCCAGAUGAGGGAGAAAGGAGUGGUGGGGAGCUCGCAGCGCUUCUAUCACCUGACCAAGCUCAUGGACUCCAUGCAUGAGAUAGUGAAGAAGGUCAACCUGUACUGCCUCAGCACCUUCAUCCAGGCCGACGCCAUGAAGGUGGAUUUCCCCGAGAUGAUGUCGGAGGUCAUCGCGUCACAGCUCCCCAAGGUUCUGGCCGGCAUGGUCCGGCCCCUCCUCUUUCAUGGGAAAUGAUGUCACGACACGGCAGAGGGGGAUUCUGGGAUACGGACGAGCGCCUUUCAGCUUUCAGCUCAGUGACGUUUUUUAUCUGCUUUCGUGGAGAAAGACGUGUAACGGUUCCACUGUUGAUUUUGUUCUGAUGUUUAGUUAGAAGAUAAAACUUUUCUGUAAAAUCGUCCCUCUGGGGAACAUCUCCUAAAGUCCUGCAGUAUCAUUCCAUGGUGAGGGCAAAUUCAUAACUAGAACAGCUUACAAUUCAUAUACCAUAUAUAUAUAUUUUAAAUAAGAGAAGGACGACCCCCCCCCCCC
This is a messenger RNA of Clarias gariepinus (North African catfish), 2302 nucleotides long. It is a transcript of the gene pgr, whose product is annotated as progesterone receptor. Lineage: Eukaryota; Metazoa; Chordata; Actinopteri; Siluriformes; Clariidae. The record is from RefSeq and is a predicted model, not a curated record. Gene Ontology annotation, biological process: regulation of DNA-templated transcription. The coding region runs from base 311 to 2005 and encodes 564 amino acids. Gene Ontology annotation, molecular function: DNA-binding transcription factor activity; zinc ion binding; sequence-specific DNA binding. The transcript is spliced from 8 exons.